GAGCUGCGGGGCGCGGGGAGGGUGGUGCUCUCUGUGGGAGAGGGAGGGAUUUGGGCCUGAUCCGAGGAAGAAAUAUUUGUUGGGGUCUCAAGUCAAGGACGAAUUUUCCUCUACAACAAGUCAAGGAAGAUUUCCAUGGGUCCAGCAAAAGGUUCUCGAACAAUAACUAAGAUCACAAUAAAAGGAUAUGACGAUCAACAGCAUGACGAGGAUCCAACUAGCUCAAGCAAGGUUAAACUGAAAAAGAGAAAAAUGUCAGAUUUAGGUCCUCAAUGGAGCAAGGAUGAGCUUAUGCGCUUUUAUGAAGCCUACCAUCGAUAUGGAAAAAACUGGAAAAAGAUCAGUGCAUCUGUGGGUGGAAAAUCAGCAGACACAGUAGAAGCCCUUUACAGUGCGCAUCGGACUUUCUUAUCUCUUCCUGAACGUGAAGGGACUGCCAUGGGAUUUGUUGCUUUGGUGACUGGUCAUCACAAUGUUUCGCAGGAUGAAUCCAAGAGUCAUAAAGAAAAUGAUCAAAUGGGUAGAUCAUCUGGGAAGGCACGGAAACGUGGAGAAGCUACAGGGCAGAAAGAGAAGGAAGUAUGCCAUGUUCACAGCUCCUAUCAUGAAAGAACUUAUGGAUUGUCUUCUUUCAAGAAAAGAUACUAUGGAGAACUUGUCAAGAGCAUUCCAAGACAUCCGACAGGGAGACGUACUCCUCGAGUACCAGUUAUUGUUCCUGCAGACAUGAAUGCUGCUCAUGCUGCCGCACCAGAAAUAGAAAAUGCUAUCAACUAUACCAAAAAGGAUAGUGAAGCUAUCAAUAAUGAGCUUGGAUGCUCACCUGAUGGAAGUUCUGGAAUCUCAGAAUCAGCUAAAGUUGUUCAAGGCCAGACUUCCUUGGAAACUAAAGGUACUGUAGACUCUCAGAUACAUCAGACUCUGGGGGGCUUGAAAAAGAGAAGAAUUAAGCAGAGUAUGGAUCACGGUCAGGCAGUUAAAGAUGAGCAUGAAACCACGGUUUAUCAGAGUCUUAUGAGAAUGUUUUCUCCAGAUGAAAUGUUGGUCUUAGACGUUUUGGAGAGUUUGGUGACUGUACCCAGUAAAAUUUCAGAGCCUAAAAUUAAUAUUCCUUCAGGUACACUUGGAAAGGAUGAUUCUGCAUUGUCUCACAGAAGGGAGGAAGGCCCUUCUUCAGUUAAGAGAUCCAAACAAGGGAAGCAAGCUGGUGAAUGCAAUUCUUCCAAGACAAGGAAUAAAAGGAGAAAGAAGUUAAUAGCUGAAGAGGCGCCUACUGAAGAACCAAACAUUUCUAAUCAUUUAGAUUUGCUAGAAGAACGUCAAGUUGAUGCCACUGGGUGUGCCUUGAAUUCUGAUCCUGAAAGGGGAAUGAUUAAUUUACCUGAAUCAACUGCAAAUAUUUCUUCCGAAGUCCCUGACCGGCUACCACCAAUGAAGCCUGAGAUAAAUAUGUCAAGGAGGACCAAAAGAAAAUCCAUGAAACAAUGUGGGUCUAAGUAUGCCAUUUGCAAUGGAGCAGAUAGUUUACAGGCUAGAAGAUUGCAUCAUUGCUUGUCAUCGGAAUCACUUCGUAGAUGGUGUACCUAUGAGUGGUUCUACAGUGCCGUUGAUUAUCCAUGGUUUAUGGAUAAUGAUUUUGUGAACUACUUGAAUCAUGCAAAAUUGAGCCAUUUGUCAAGGCUCACUCGAUCUGAGUGGAGCACAAUAAGGAGCUCGCUUGGCAGGCCCCGACGCUUUUCUGAUCAUUUUCUGGUGGCAGAAAAAGAAAAGGUUGAAGAUUAUCGCAAAAAAGUUAGGCAAUACUAUGCUGAUUCACGGGAUUCUCUACCACCAGACCUAGCUCGGCCAUUUUUAAUUGGCCAGGAGGUAAUUGUUCGUCACCCAAGGACACGAGAGCUUUGCGAUGGUAAAGUGGUGAUGAUGGAACAUGAUGGUUAUAUGGUCCAGUUUGAUAGGCCUGACCUUGGUGUUGAUAAAGUAAAGGACACUGAUUGUAUGCCUGUAAACUGGUCGGAUAAUCUGCCCGAUGACCUCAAAAAGAGGAUCUUCCUUCCAAAUAAUUCUCACAGCAGAGCAGAAGCUGAGCAAAUUCCAAAGCUUACUUCAAAAGAGAACUGGGAUCAUAUCAGUGGAGAGGCCGAGCCAUCCAAAACUAUGCACAUAACUUCAGAUGAACAGAUUGAAAUUGCUGUGGAUAUUGAAGGACUACCCAACAAGAGUGCCUCUAGUAAUUGUGGACCACUACAACCGCUCCAGUCUGUAGAUGACAUUGUACGGGCUAGAGACUGGUCAAAGCACAGCAAUGGUUACAAUGAUGAGCUAAUUUCCUCAUUUGUCGAAAUGUCAUUGUCAAAAGCUAAACAGAUGGUUGACGAAGUUAUUCAGACAAUCUUUGAGAAUGGUAAAAGUUCUCUAGAAGAGACAGUCAUAUCAAAUGAAACAACCGAGACUAAAAGUCCAGAACCGGAAUUUGCUGCCCAUUCCGAACUUCCAUGCAACCUGAUAUUCAAUUGCGUUGCCACAAUUCUUGCAAUCAAGCACCUUAGCGAGAACCGGCAUCCACCUGCUAACAUAGCAGGCGUCCUGGAGCGUGCUUGCUUAAUGCUGCGCCCAAGCUGUUCAGAGAAUCUCCCGAUCUACAACGACAUAGAGAAUUGUAUCUCUGUCAUAAAGAACCAGAUAGUUGCUCUUGUGCCAACAACAUCAAGCAACGCCAGGCUGCCCAUGUACAUGUAAACAGUUCCAGUCUUCUCGCAGACGGAAGACGUGGUUCCUGGCUGAUUGAUGUCUAGAAGAAUUGAUGAAUCCAUUGCGUCUGGGGGAGUGCUUGAAAAUUGUGAGCUUGGAUCUGCAGCAUCAAGAGUAGGCGGCGGGUCAUUCGAUUGAUUUGGCUGUCCAGCUCUCUUGUAAAAUGUGUAUAGAUUCUUGGAGGAAUAAACUCUUACAGUUUUUUAGUUCCAUAGAUUUCGCAAUAUAGUUUUAGGAUAAAGGAAUCAACAUUCCAGUUGUAGUUAAUAAUGAUUCCUAGAGUCAUGAAUACAAUGCCCAGGUGAUUCACAGAGAAGAAUACCAUCUUGAUGGUCAUUAGAUUUUCCUUAAAUGGAAAAACAACUGUGUUACAGAAAGGAACACAAAGAUGCUGGUUGUAACUUCCAUAUACAUUACUGUGAAAUAAAUAAUGUGCAGUGAGUCCUGGGCAUGCUUACAAAAUGGCUGUGACAACUGAGAUGAAAUGCAUCCUAUUCCUGCCUCCAAAAGAAAGAAAGGUAGCAAGACAAACCAUAUGAACUCCGUAUUUUCUG
This is a messenger RNA of Oryza brachyantha (malo sina), 3302 nucleotides long. RefSeq names its product protein ALWAYS EARLY 3-like. NCBI's taxonomy places the organism in Eukaryota, Viridiplantae, Streptophyta, Magnoliopsida, Poales, Poaceae. Gene Ontology annotation, biological process: DNA-templated transcription; regulation of transcription by RNA polymerase II; regulation of cell cycle. Gene Ontology annotation, molecular function: DNA binding. Gene Ontology annotation, cellular component: nucleoplasm; transcription repressor complex. The coding region runs from base 136 to 2736 and encodes 866 amino acids. The record is from RefSeq and is a predicted model, not a curated record. The transcript has 16 exons.